Molecule: messenger RNA, 655 nt
Organism: Cutaneotrichosporon oleaginosum
Lineage: Eukaryota; Fungi; Basidiomycota; Tremellomycetes; Trichosporonales; Trichosporonaceae
Source: RefSeq, a predicted model, not a curated record
AUGAGCACCGACAACAUCCAGGCUAGCCUCUUCGCGCGCGACCCGCCGCCACUGGUACCCAAAGCCCCCUGGAACGACGAGCUCAAGAAGCAGAUCGCCGCAUUGCAAGAACAUCGCUACAUCAUUGCCGCCCUCCACCUCGCCAACGACGACAUCUACGCCUGCCACGACAUAGUGCAAGCCGACGAGGGCGAGCCCACCGCCGACCUGAUGCACGCGCUCCUGCACCGCCGCGAAGGCGACACGUUCAAUUCGAAGUACUGGUUCUCGCGUAUGCGGCGGCAUGCGCUGUGCCCCGAGCCGGCGGAGGCGAAGCGCUUCGUCGACGCGUGUGAGCGGCGCGAGGCGGGGUGUGAGGAGCGGCAGUGGGACGAGCUGCGUGAGCUCGUGCGAUGGACGCGGGAGACGUACAAGUCGUCCGCGGACCCGUGAUGCGCGCGACACAAGGCUGGGCUCGCGGCCACUGGGCUGUGAGCUACAAAUGCUGUGGACAUUGCGUGGCGGCCGCAAGUGCCACGGGCUUAGUUGCGUUCGUAGAUCGGGACUUGCAAUCAGCUGGACGCUGCGGAUCGCAGAAGCAGCGGUGCGUAUCCUGCGGCCUGCGGUCGAGUCCUCGAGAUUUAGUCGUCGACGUCAUGCAUCCCCAGUCUCGUCC